GGGGGGGGGGGUUCCUGAAAGAGGAAGUGUGAAUCCCGGGCGGGUAUUCGUGGCUGCCAUGUUAGGCUCGGGCAAGUGUUCGGCUGCGAAGGCUUCUGUCUGCCACGUUUUAAAAAGAGAUCAACGAUGGCAGCAGCGCCUUCGCCUGUAGUCCAAUGCGGGAUGGUCAUCUGACGUUCUGGUCCCGCCUCCUCGUAGUGGAAACAGCGGGUGCCACGUGACUUUUGGGGGAUCCCUGCUUGAGAGGCCACGUGGGCUGUUUUGCGGAUCGGAAUUGUGAAUCCGGUAUGGCUGAGAAGAAAACCACCAGAGGACAGUUCCUGCUGCUUUUCCUGAUCAUUACAGUCGCUUUCACGCAUUUAGCCAUUUGCCCAUUUACCAAAGUGGAGGAAAGCUUUAAUCUGCAGGCCAUUCAUGACAUUGUGUACCAUAAAUUGGACUUGGAGAAGUAUGAUCAUCAUGAAUUUCCUGGAGUUGUCCCGAGAACAUUCCUUGGUCCAAUAUUUAUUGCUCUGCUCUCCAGCCCAGCCAUCUGUGUGCUGUCUCUGUUGCAGAUAUCUAAGUUCUACACGCAGCUGAUAGUUCGAGGAACCUUGGGGCUGUGUGUGAUUUAUGCCUUGUGGAGGUUGCACAAAGAAGUCAGGAAGCAGUUUGGCUCGACCGUGUCUGUGAUUUUCUGCCUGAUCACUGCGACUCAGUUUCACCUGAUGUUUUAUUGUACUCGGACCCUCCCUAAUGUGUUUGCCCUUCCUAUUGUUCUGCUGGCAGCUACGUCAUGGAUUCAGCAGAAGCAAUUCUCAUUUAUCUGGUUCUCAGGUUUGGCCGUUAUUGUCUUUAGAGCUGAACUAUGUAUCUUCCUGGGCUUGAUGCUUCUAGUGACCCUCUUUAACAAACGACUCUCUAUUCUGAAAAUGCUUUCCUAUGCCAUACCUGCGGGGGCUUUUUGGUUAGGACUGACAGUGGUCACGGACUCUGUGUUUUGGAGACUAAACAAUUACAAGAAAUCUUGGCUGUAUAAGUUGGGCUCUCUCUUUGUCGUAGCGCACCUGCUGGCGAAUGCGGCUUACUCGGGUGUGUCGCUCUACGUAUCGCACUUCAAUUAUCCUGGAGGAGUUGCAAUGCAAAAGCUGCACCAGGUGGUGCCCCCAAGCACAUAUGUUUCUGUCCACAUUGAUGCAGCCUCAGCACAAACUGGAGUCUCUCGAUUUUUGGAAGUCAAUUCAAAUUGGAAGUAUGACAAACGGGAAGAACUCAAACCAGGUGACCAGCUCAUGUUCUCGUACACACACAUAAUCAUGGAGAUGGAUCCUGUUCAAAUGUCGCAUUACGAGACAACCCACCGCAUAGUGGCACGCAUUUCUGGGACUACCGGGAUUACCUUGAAUUUCACUGUAUUACCUCUGUUUACUAUAAACAUGAAAUCCCAACUAGCAUUGUUGGAAAGGCUUCCCACUUCAAGACCAUAAUUCCGCCCCCCCCCCCCAACAGCUUCACAUUUUGGAGAUAAAUUGGUGCACUAAUUCAAAACCAUAAUGCAGGAACCAUGAGAGCCUGAAAGGAUCUUUUAGUAUCGUUUUCCUUCUGUGAGCAGUUGGCAUAUCCUAAGGUUACAUACCUACACAUUUCUAUGUAAUCCAGUUGUAUAUAUUGCCAUUUUAUAUAAUGUUUUAAGAUAUGAACUGGGGAGGGAUGGUGGCUCAGUGGUAGAGCAUCUGCUUGGGAAGCAGAAGGUCCCAGGUUCAAUCCCCAGCAUCUCCAACUGAAAAAAGGGUCCAAGCAAGUAGGUGUGAAAAACCUCAGCUUGAGACCCUGGAGAGCCGCUGCCAGUCUGAGAAGACAAUAUUGACUUUGAUGGACCAAGAGUCUGAUUCCGUAUAAGGCAGCUUCAUAUGUUCAUGAUAUACAGUUUACGCUUCUAAUAAAUUGUGUAGCCCUUUAAUGUCAUUCUAUACAAAUUUAUUACGUUUGGUUAAAUGAUAUACUACUGUUUGCCCUAUUAACCUGUCACAUGGCAUUUUAAUGUCAUUUUGGUUAAUGUUUUAGCUACAUUCAUGAUAAACAACUUCAAAUGAUCUUCUCGCCGCUCAUCAUCUUGAGAGCAAGAUUAUUACCUCCUGCAGGAAAUUCUCAGGGUACUGUAAACAAAAGUUCAACAUAGUUUUCUCUGAAACUAUGUGAUCGGUGACUCAUCUAAAAUUUGGGAUGUCUGUCUACAUGUCUGGGAUAUUUCUGCAUAUAGAGAACUGGAUGCAGCCAGCUUAUUCACUAAAUCUUGUUCCGUUCCCCUCCUGUAUGGUUUCCAUUCAUGCCGAUCUCAUGGCGGCUUGCUGCUGUCUGCACCAAUGGCAAAACUGGCUGGAUCCAACCUAGACAUUAUUCAAAGGCAAUACUCGUGUAUGUAUAUCAGAUGAGCAGGUGCAUUCCCAGCCAUUCUGGGGCUUAUAUUUUACACGUUAUAAAAUGACAUCAUGGAAAGUAAGUUGUUGAUAUGAUGACUAAAGAUAUGUAAAUAAAGAGGAAA
Heteronotia binoei (common prickly gecko) is the source of this 2521-nucleotide messenger RNA. RefSeq names its product ALG12 alpha-1,6-mannosyltransferase (gene ALG12). Gene Ontology annotation, cellular component: endoplasmic reticulum membrane. NCBI's taxonomy places the organism in Eukaryota, Metazoa, Chordata, Lepidosauria, Squamata, Gekkonidae. Gene Ontology annotation, biological process: protein N-linked glycosylation. The record is from RefSeq and is a predicted model, not a curated record. Bases 288 to 1466 code for a protein of 392 amino acids. Gene Ontology annotation, molecular function: alpha-1,6-mannosyltransferase activity. The transcript has 10 exons.